This is a messenger RNA of Chanos chanos (milkfish), 1595 nucleotides long. It is a transcript of the gene cishb, whose product is annotated as cytokine inducible SH2-containing protein b. The record is from RefSeq and is a predicted model, not a curated record. The transcript is spliced from 3 exons. Lineage: Eukaryota; Metazoa; Chordata; Actinopteri; Gonorynchiformes; Chanidae. Gene Ontology annotation, cellular component: phosphatidylinositol 3-kinase complex. The coding region runs from base 494 to 1201 and encodes 235 amino acids. Gene Ontology annotation, biological process: intracellular signal transduction; phosphatidylinositol phosphate biosynthetic process. Gene Ontology annotation, molecular function: 1-phosphatidylinositol-3-kinase regulator activity.
GCAGCAAAGGUUGCGAGCGCAGUUCUGCGAAACAGGGUGCGCAUAUGGCCCCGGCAGCCACAGGCGCUGAAAUACAAAGCCUUUCUUGGAAUUAAAUUCCUAGAAUGGCUGUCACCUCGUAAAGUCAACUAUACAGCUGGCGUUUUUUUCUCUAUGUCGUCGUGAAUGAGGAUAAUAACUCUCAUUUUUAGAUGCUCGACCCUGAAGGAGGAUAAUAGCUCUCAUUUGAGAUCUGCUGCAAGUCUUUUCGCUGUGGUAACCGAGAAGGAUCUAAAACAAAAGCCGUAGGAACUGCCAACUCCGAUUUCGUUUCUAUUUCUCAUCGCUUUAUGGUUUCACUAACGAGAAAUAUUGACUUAUUCUGUGUUUGUCGCUCUGGCAGCCUAGAAAAUGCCUCAGUGGACUUGAUUCAUAUUUAUAUUGUUGAUUAAUAUAAUACAGACGUCGUGCGACUGGGCUAUGGUCGACUUUUAUCAGUUGGUUGGUGCUCGUGAUGAUUUUAUGUGUGCAAAGGGCUCUGCUGUCAGAGCCACCUUCAGUGAUGGUUGCCAGGACUGUGAGCAUGCAGAGUGAUGGGAAUGACAGGGAAGAAUCAGACUCACAUGAGAGCCAGGUUGUUUCCACAGGGCCCUGCAGUCUCCCCAAUGCCACACAGCACAGCAAACAGUGGGACCCUGCAAAGGACCUGUGUUGUAUCACCACUACUUUUCAACACCUUCACACCUCAGGGUGGUACUGGGGUGCCAUUUCAGCCAGUGAAGCCCGAGAUGCCCUCCUCGGGACGUCCGAGGGGACCUUCCUAGUGCGUGACAGCAGUCACCCUCUUUACAUGCUCACUCUAUCGGUGAAGACUUGUCAAGGGCCCACCAACGUGCGCAUUGAAUAUAGCGACGGCCGUUUUCGACUGGACUCAAGCUCUCCAGCUCAGCAAAGUCUGCUGUCCUUUCCCGGUGUCCCUAGCCUGGUACAGCAUUAUGUGGGAUCAGGCAGAAGAGAGGACGAGGUAAAGGCAGAGGCACCCAUUAUCAAGGACAAUGCCAUAUUGUUGAAGCUCAAAUACCCACUCCACAGGCCUCACACCUUUCCCUCUCUACAGCACCUGACACGCCUUACUAUUAACAGACAUACCGCCUUACCUGCUUGUCUCCCUCUCCCACGCCGAUUACUGAACUAUUUGCAAGACUAUCCCUUCCAAGUAUGAACUUCCACUAAGAGUUGAAGCGUUUCAACUUUUGGGCUGGCAGCUUGCUUGACAGAUAUUCCUGCAUUGAGAUUCUGUGGUGAAGCACCCUUGAGGUCAGAUGUUGGAAUUAAAUUGCUUUGUAGUCCAUGGACAGUGGACCUCUUCUUCAGUGUAGCUGAACCAUGAUGAUGUAGCACUCUUCCCAUUAUGCCCCUCUGUUGGCAGGGCAGAUGGGAUUCUGGACAAUCAAAACUAUAUCGGUAAUAAAUGUACCUCGUUUAUUAUUGGAAGAGCUUGAAGCUUGAUGGAACAUUUGUAAUAAAAUAACAUUUAUUUAAGCAGAAAUCAGGAUAAUCAUACACAUAUUUUGCUGCUGGAUUCCUGAAAAACAUGUAAAUAUGUUUAUUUUUAG